Molecule: messenger RNA, 4562 nt
Organism: Biomphalaria glabrata
Lineage: Eukaryota; Metazoa; Mollusca; Gastropoda; Planorbidae
Product: Bardet-Biedl syndrome 4 protein-like
Exons: 16
Coding region: 71-1849 (592 amino acids)
Biological process (GO): protein localization to cilium; cilium assembly
Cellular component (GO): ciliary basal body
Molecular function (GO): protein binding
Source: RefSeq, a predicted model, not a curated record
GGAGAGGGGAGGAGUUGUUAUAAUGGAAACUUAGAAUCUACUUUUCCAUACCAACGAAAAUAGUUUCACAAUGGCGGACAGAUCAGUUCAGGAACCAUCUUCAGAUCAGACAGAAAAAAAAGUGGCUAUACCAUCAGUACCUGUCCCUAAUAGUAAUGCACGACCAAAAAAAGCCCCUGAACUUCCUGUAUUUGAAAGAAGAAAUUGGUUGAUUCAUCUUCAUUAUGUCAGAAAAGAAUUUGAUACCUGCAAGGCUCUCAUUCGCGAGCAGCUCUCAGAAGCUGGAGGCAUGUGUGAAUAUGCUGUCUAUGUUCAAGGGUUAAUUUUGAGACAAGAAGGCAAGAUACAAGAAUCUCUUGAUCUUUUCCAGACUUGUACAGUCCUUAAUAUGCAAAACCCAGAAAAUCUAAAACAGGUUGCACGGUCAUUAUUUUUAUUGGCAAGACAUAAAGCUGCCAUUGAUGUUUACAAUCAAGCUGCUACCAUCAGUGAAAAAGACUGGGAAAUAUUCCAUAACUUGGGAGUUUGUUACAUGUACUUGAGGGACUAUACAAAGGCAAAGGACUGUCUAAAGCAAGCAUUGAGUCUUCGUCGCCAUGAAGUCACCUAUGUGGUGUUGGGUAAAAUCUAUCUCCUGGAGAGAGAUAUCAAUGCUGCUAUAGACAUCUACAGGAGUGCUGUGGAGUACUCACCUGAGAACCCAGACCUUCUCACUACUCUAGGACUGCUUUAUAUGCAAGUCAAUCAAUUUCAAAAAGCUUUUGAAAAUCUCGGUAAUGCCAUGGCCUUCAAUCCUAGUCAUACAAAGGCUAUAAUGGCUGCAGGCAGCAUGAUGCAAAACCAUGCCGACUAUGAUGUUGCCAUCACAAAGUACCGAAUAGCUGCAGCCACUAUUCCUGAGUCACCUCCCUUGUGGAACAAUAUUGGAAUGUGUUUCUUUGGCAAGAAGAAGUUUGUUGCUGCUAUCAGCUGUUUAAAGAGAGCCAAUUAUUUAGCUCCAUUCGACUGGAAGAUUUUGUACAACCUUGGCCUGGUUCAUCUCACAAUGCAGCAGUACGCUUCAUCAUUCCAUUUCAUCUCGGCUGCAAUAAACUUGAAGUCAGACAUGGCUCAACUGUACAUGCUCCUGGCUGUUUCACUGAGCCACUUGGAGGACCCAGAAGAUGCUGCCCAGUCAUAUGAGCAUGCUCUGAAACUAGACAAUAAAGAUCCCUCUAUUCUCAUCAACUACACUGUAUUUCUGUUCAACACUGGGGACAGGCGUAAAGCCAGCCAUUACCUGGCUCAGUAUGAAACUACAGUGGCAAUUUUAAGAAGCACAGGAAAAGAUGUUGAUCAAGAUUUGGCAGAGUUGGCAGCCAAGUUGGGUCCUGCCAUCCAAGUUGGGAGACCCCUCACAGAACCCUCUCCUGCAACAGUACAGCCUUCUGCUCCAGCAGAAGAUUAUGUGUACAGUACAGUGAAUAAACAAAGACUCUACACUGAUACUUCUUACAGUGCUACAAAUACAGAGGAUUCAGGUCAGAGGUCGCAACAGAAAAUAAAGCCAUCUCUACCCUAUGAAGAAGAGCCAGAUGUGAUGAGUGAGUCAUCAUUAAUGCAGUCCACACAAGAGAUUAGUCCAGACACAGAGUUGUACCCAACUUCAAAGUUAAAUAUGUACAAAAAUGAAAUAAGGGAAUCUGAGUCCAGUCAUUCUUUGUCAGAAAUACACCCAAGAAAACUGGUAAGCAUUGACCAGGCUCCACUGCCACCAACACACCUGCCUGAAGAUGAUGACAUACCAGAAGAAUUGGAGAGUGCAGCUAGAAGAAACCACAGAGGCAAACUACCACCACUUGCCAGUUAGGUUUAAUAUACCAGUUUUGUUGUUCUUUUUGCCCCAAGUAGGCAUAGCUGUCAUUGAAUAGGAUUGUUGACUACUUCCUGGCAGGAACUACACCUUUGAUUGCAUAGAUCUAUCUAUGAAGAUAAGGUUGAUCAAAUCAACUCUAUUUAUAUGUAUUUCUCUUUAUGUUGUUGGAUAAUAAGAUCUGAAGUAAUUCUUUAAUUUCAUAUAUCACUUGAAAUCUAUUCUUUGAUUUCAUACAUCAUAAUUUAGUAUAGAUAUUUAAAAAGUUUAAAUUUGAAAUAAUAUUGAUUGUAAGGAAAUGAUCUCCAAAGAAGAAAGUUCAAUGUUAAUAAAGGAUCCACGUGUCCUUCUAGUUUGAUAUAUAUAUAUAUAUAUAUAUAUAUAAUAAAAGUACUAUUCAAAUGUAUGUCUUUGUAAAAAGAUUUUUUUAAACAGAUAGUCCUUAUCUCUAUGUAGUGUUCUCCUUGCAAUGUGCAUAUUGAUUCUUGUUUAGUAGGUUUCUGUCACGGCUUUAAUUUGAUAUUUAGUUUGAAAUUAUCCACUAUUAGUUUGAACAUGAUUUUAAACAAAAUAGCUUUGCAAGAUAAAAUGUUUAAUUCAGAGAUUAAUAAGUAAAUGAGAAUAAAUAUAUACAUUUUAUCUACACUUUGCUAGUAAUUCUAGAGAAGAUAUUUUUAUUCCCAUUUUCGUUUUUUGCAUUAAUUUUCUAGAUGUAUACAAAUUUGACAAACUGUGAUUGAAAAAAGUUUUUAAUUUUAAAUUUUUCUAUUUAUGACUACCUGGUUGUGAAAUUUGUGCUUGAACUGUCACUUCAAUGUUCCUGGGUUUGAAAAUAAUCUUCAUUUAGUAAGGAAAGUCUGAGACAUAAAAAAAAUUGAAACAAGUUGAAACAUUUGUUAAAAAAUUGAGAUCAAGACUUGUUGAAUGAGGCUAUAAGAAAUGUAUGUAUGUAUGAUAUUUUCUGUAUGCAUGAUAGCAUGUGAGCUUUUGAAAAUUUUCUUUCAGUGUUAGAGAGUUUCUUAAAGAAGUUUGCUAGUCAACAUUUAUUUUGAAGGCACUUUAUUUUGUUCAUUAAUCAAUAAAUAAUUAGUUAGAAAGAAGUCAACAAAUAGCCUACCACAGAAGUCAACAAACAGCCUACCACAGAAGUCAACAAACAGCCUACCACAGAAGUAAACAAACAGCCUACCACAGAAGUCAACAAACAGCCUACCACAGAAGUAAACAAACAGCCUACCACAGAAGUCAACAAACAGCCUACACUGUAUGCUGGAGUUUCUUUUCAUCCUCUUCAUUGUACUCCAUGAGAGUGAGGCCUUACAGGCUCAAGUCCUCUCUUCCUCUCUAAAAACCUUGCUACUGUGCAGACAGGACAAUCUUUUCCUGCACUAGCCUAUAAAAGCUUGUUCAGACCUAGUGUGGAGGCCAGUUUGGACACUUUUUAUGCACCCAGACUGUGUUGUUUUUUUUGGAACUUAUCCCAGAGCUGAAACCAUUUCCAUGUCUAUCCUUUUGUUUGUUGCUGCACCAUGAUAAAAAGAUCACAGCUGCUCCAUGGGUGAUGUUAGCUCUCCCAGAAACGCCAGAUAGUCUGCAUCAGUUUUGCCACUAAAACCUAUUUAAGUAACCACUACAUUCAUCAUCAUCAAACUCCAUUUGAGUGAGGGCUCGAGAGGCUUAAAUCCUCUCUUGCAAAAGCCCUGGACAGAAACCCUGCUGUCUUGCGUAGUGCAUACACGUCACGCCCACUACAGUAGAUUUUUAUUAUGAUUUAAUAUUUUAGUUCUAUUCUUUUUGUACUACAAAAAUACUUAAUGUUAAUUAAUAGAUUUAUCUAUGUUGCAACCAUUGUUUUAAUUAUGGAUUUUUAUAAUCUACAGAUGAAAAUCUUUGUGUUAUGUGUAGUUAUUUUUAUUAUAUUAUUAGCUUUGAAACCGUCCAUUUCUUGAUGCUUUUAGAAAUACGAUCAAAUUAUUUAUUUGUUAUUGAUUAAUUGGCUUUUGUACAAAUCAAAUUUAAAAAAUGAAAUAUGUGUUGCCUCCCCUUAUUUUGCUGGGUUAGUUUAAGCAAUGUUUUACAUAGCUAGAACUCUAAGACUUGUCAUCUUAAAUAUAUUUAAAAACAAUACAGCAAAGAAAAUUAUCUAUGCACGCCAAGGCAGAGAGGACAACCAAUAACUAUACUAAUGGUCUGUUGUAAAUUUCACCAAAAAACGUCUGUGUGGUCCUAUCCCACAAACAGGGCCGGCCUUAAGAAUUGCGGGCACAAUUUAAUGGAUGCUUGCGAGGCCCCUCUUCUAAUUUUUUUUUUUACAAUAACAAUUAUUACUAUUAAUUAGAUCAUGACAUCAACAAUUAUUAUAAGUCAUGCACAGGAAGCAACUCCAUCGCAAUAGGUACCUGUGGGUUAAAGUUACGUCAAUCAUACUAUAGGCCUACACUAAAUAUGUUAACCCUUUAGAUCUUACAUCUUUAAAAGCCCGCGGCAAGUGCCAUGACUGAUGGUGAUAUGCUUAAUGUAAAAUGCAGGGCCCUGACAGGCGCGGGGCCCAAUUGGAGCAAUCUGCCUAAGGGCCGGCCCUGCCCGAAAAAGAGUUAAGUCUGUUAUCAAUAGUCAUGUAAUCGGGUCAGGAAGUGUUGCUGUGUUACAUUUGGAUUUCUUAAUUGACUCUUUGUUUCUAUUGCUUGAAUAAAGAAAUGCAUAACUUAAA